Molecule: messenger RNA, 1707 nt
Organism: Elaeis guineensis (African oil palm)
Lineage: Eukaryota; Viridiplantae; Streptophyta; Magnoliopsida; Arecales; Arecaceae
Product: cytochrome P450 714D1
Molecular function (GO): iron ion binding; heme binding; monooxygenase activity
Source: RefSeq, a predicted model, not a curated record
GAAGGGGGAGAGAGAGAGAGGAAAGGUAGAAUUGGACAUCAUGAUUGAGUACUUGUACUUCGUGGUGUUGAUAGGUUGUUGCAGUUUGGUUGUAUAUUUGUAUACUACUGCAUGGCUGAGAUUCUAUGGUAUCCAGAAGCAGCUCAGGAGGCAAGGGAUUGUAGGGCCUCCCCCAUCAUUUUUCUUGGGAAAUCUCUCGGAGAUGAAGAAGAUGGAGGUGUCCUCCAAGAUGGCUCCAAGAGAUCAUGGAUCCGUGCUGGAAGACUACACCAAGACUCUCUUUCCUUAUUUCGAUCAGUGGAGAAAAGAUUAUGGUCCAACAUAUCUGUAUUGGACGAGAAGUAGACCAGCGUUGUAUGUGAGCGAUCCUGAUCUGGUGAAAGAUAUAAGCAUUUGCGUGUCAUUAGAUUUUGGGAAGCCCAAGCAUCUUCAGAAGGUGCAGGAACCUUUAUUUGGAGGUGGCAUUCUCAAGUCCAAUGGGUUAAUUUGGGCUCAUCAGAGGAAAAUCAUAGCUCCAGAGUUUUUCAUGGACAAGGUCAAGGGCAUGGUGGAUUUGAUGAUAGAGUCUGCUGCCCCACUACUGAACUCAUGGGAAAGUAUGAUUGAUGGUGAAGGUGGCACUGCAGAUAUAGUUGUUGAUGAUGAUUUUCGGAGUUUUUCUGCAGAUGUGAUAUCAAGAGCUAGCUUUGGAACUGAUUAUUCCAGAGGCAAGGAGAUUUUUGUAAAGCUUAGGGCCCUCUCAAAACUCAUGUCAAAACCAAGUCAGCUAUUCGAAAUUCCCUAUUCGAGAUUUUUGCCAACAAAGAACAGCCAGCAGAUUCGAAGACUGGAGCGAGAGAUUCGAUCAUGGAUACUGGAUCUAGUCAAGGAACGCAAAGAAAGAUCCAUGGCUUUCUCGGAGAAAGAUCUGUUACAAUCCAUCCUAGAGAGUGGUGAUAUCACUCAGGACAGCUCCGAUUGCUUCGUAGUGGAUAACUGCAAGAAUAUCUACUUUGCAGGGCAUGAGACCACUGCGGUCACAGCCACCUGGUGCCUGAUGCUACUUGCUUCGCAUCAAGAAUGGCAGGACCGUGCUCGAGCCGAGGUGAUGGAGGUUUGUGGUGGAAGAUUGCCAGAUUUUGACAUGAUCAACAAGAUGAAAACAUUGACAAUGGUGAUUCAAGAGACUCUCCGGGUCUUUCCACCGGUUACUUUUGUUGUGAGGGAGGCAUUUCGAGACAUGAAAUUGGGCAACCUCCACGUUCCCCAAGGGGUCAGCCUUUGGAUCCCUAUUUGGACCAUGCACCUCCACCCAACCGUGUGGGGGCCGGACGCCCACGAGUUCAAGCCCGAGAGGUUCGCACGCGGCAUCACGGGUGCUUGUGAGAACCCACACGUGUACAUGCCCUUCGGCUUGGGUGCUCGCACGUGUGUGGGACAGUAUUUCGCCAUGGUAGAGUUGAAGAUUAUCCUCUCUUUAAUUUUGUCCAAAUUCACCUUCUCUCUUUCUCCAAGAUAUCGCCAUUCCCCAACGUUUAGGUUGAUCAUUGAACCCGAGUUUUGUUUGCCUCUCAUAAUGAAAAGGCUGUGACAAAUUGGCUUCUCGUGUCUCUGAAGUCCAAAUCCUGUAUGUAUUGUUUCUAAUAGCCGAUGGUUUUUUUAAGUCUACUGUAACAUGAAAAAAUUUAAUAGAAACGGUUGCUUAAUUAAAUAGUGAUAGCAUAAGAU